CCUGUCAUUAGCUGUCCAGGCAUAGCCGCAAGAUGACAGCAUUGGCUCUGCGUUUUCUGGUGGCCAUCUGCGCCUUUUCCUGCAUAUCAGGCAUACGCAUCAAGAGCAACUCCACCAGUGGCGGGAGCGGCAGCAGCUUCUACAAGGAUCAGCGUAUUAUUGGUGGUGAGGCAGCCCCAGAGGGAAUUGCCCCGUACCAGAUCUCUCUGCAGAGCUUCUCGGGUGCCCAUUCCUGCGGUGGUGCCAUCAUUGCCGACAAGUGGGUCUUGACCGCCGCUCACUGUGUGCUGUACGCCAAUCCACUGCUGUUGGUGGUCGUCUCUGGCACGAAUCAGUACAACAAUCGGGAGAAUCGCAACUUUGUGCAGGCCGUGCACAUCCACUGCAACUACGACAAUCCCUUGAUGCACAAUGACAUCGCUCUGCUGCAGCUGACCGAGUCCAUUGUGUGGAAUGAGCGCACACGGCCCAUACCGCUGCCAGUGGCGCCCAUGCUGCCGGGCGACGAAGUGGUUCUCACGGGCUGGGGCUCCACCAUACUGUGGGGCAGUGCGCCCAUCGAUCUGCAGAUAGUCUACCUCAAGUACGUGCCACAUCGCGAGUGCAAGGAGGCUUUGGGCGGCGACGAGGACUGCGAUGUGGGUCACAUUUGCACCUUUUCGCGGCAGGGCGAAGGCGCUUGCCAUGGGGAUUCGGGUGGUCCGCUGGUCAGCAAUGGCCAGCUGGUGGGGCUCGUCAACUGGGGCUGGCCCUGUGCCACUGGUGUGCCGGAUGUCCAUGCCAAUGUCUACUUCUACACGGAUUGGAUACGCAAUGUCAUGAGUGGCAACACAAAGUGUGGAGGCUACGGCACCACAGAGCGCUACCUUUGGGUCUUUAGUUUAGUUUGUGGCGAAACGUUCAAGAUGCAGUUGCUUUACCCUUGCCUCAUAGUUCUCCUGCUUCAAGCUGGACAGAGCCAGGCCAAGCGGGUGGUGGGAGAGGGUCCUACAGCUCCCUCUACCCGCAUCAAGGGCGGAGAGCAGGCAGAGAUUGGCUUUGCGCCCUACCAAGUGUCCCUCCAGCCCGUUGUGGGUGCCCACAACUGCGGUGGAGCCAUACUCAACGAGCAGUGGAUUAUCACAGCUGGCCACUGUGUGGAGAACUUCGUUCCAGCGCUGGUGAAUGUCAUAACUGGCACGAAUCGCUGGGAGGAGCCUGGAGCGGUCUACUACACCUCGGAGAUUCACAUGCACUGCAUGUACGAUCAGCCCUACAUGCACAACGACAUUGCACUGGUGAAGCUCACACAGAACAUCACCUUUGAUGAGUACACCCAACCCAUUGAGCUGCCCACGAGGGCUGUCCGCGAGGGAGAUGAGAUUGUCCUCACCGGUUGGGGCGCGGAGGAGGCCUACGGCAGCUCAGCGGAGUACCUGCAGAAGCUAACCCUUGGCUUUGUGCCGCUCGACGAGUGCCUGAGGAUCUUUAAUCAGACGAGCAGCAUGGGCGUGGGUCACCUUUGCACGUACUCCCGUGAGGGCGAAGGCGCCUGUCACGGCGACUCGGGCGGACCACUGGUCAGCGAUGGGCAGCUGGUGGGAGUCGUCAACUGGGGUCGUCCCUGCGGCGUGGGUCUGCCCGAUGUUCAGGCCAAUGUUUACUACUAUCUCGACUGGAUACGCCGCAGGUUGAGUGGCAACAACAAGUGUCCUGCUUAGAGGAGAUUCUCCACAAUAAAGGUCAAACUUUU
Messenger RNA from Drosophila subobscura, 1732 nucleotides. RefSeq names its product serine protease 53. Gene Ontology annotation, molecular function: serine-type endopeptidase activity. The record is from RefSeq and is a predicted model, not a curated record. The transcript has 3 exons. Gene Ontology annotation, biological process: proteolysis. NCBI's taxonomy places the organism in Eukaryota, Metazoa, Arthropoda, Insecta, Diptera, Drosophilidae. Bases 33 to 1700 code for a protein of 555 amino acids.